CGGAGCAUUGUAAUUAAGCCACAAUUUAAUAGCUAACUACACCAUACCACAUUGUUCGUGCAGCCUUCUUAUAGAGCUUUCACUUCCUGAAAGCUUCGGGCAAAUCGAUCAAUGUGCUCUCUUGAAGGGCACCCUACUUAUUGUUUCUUUGCUGGCAACUUGCUUUUCAUGGUGUCAGAGAGUCGUGUGGCCAGAAAGGACCUGGGUCUGGACCUCCCCGGGAUUGGUCUCGGAAUUGGUGCUGGGAUAGGCAUCGGAAUAGGUGGUAGUGGCUCGGGGUCAGGGCCAGGAGCUGGCUCAGGCUCUGGUUCUGGUUCUAGUUCCAGCUCGAGGUCGGUGUCAUCGUCCAGCUUGGGUUCUGGGUCGGGAUCUUCUGGGGAUGGGUCGGAAGCUGGUUCACAUGCUGGAUCCUAUGCAGGGUCUAGGGCUGGUUCUGGGUCAGGGUCUGAAGCUGGGUCGGAAGCUGGCUCAUCAGAUGCAGGUUCCUGGGCUGGAUCGGGAUCGGGAGGAGAUUAGAGCUGGACGUCCAUGUAGCCAGACAUGAAGUGUAUGUCAGGAAUUAAUGAACAUAAGUAAACGUAUGUAUGGAAUAAAUUGUUCUCCUAUUGAAAGAGGAGUGACCAUGAUUGUGAAUGCAAUCUAAUAACCCUUGCGAACGUAAAAA
Molecule: messenger RNA, 664 nt
Organism: Punica granatum (pomegranate)
Lineage: Eukaryota; Viridiplantae; Streptophyta; Magnoliopsida; Myrtales; Lythraceae
Source: RefSeq, a predicted model, not a curated record